UUUCUCAUCCACAGUUCUCGGCCUGCACAUGAGCGGAUCACCAGAGAGCCGCAGUCGCUGAUGUCGCGGAUACAGAAGGUCUCAUGGAGCUUAUCAAAGCGGCAGUGUUUUUGUUGUAUUUUCCUUCACAAUGCACUUUAGGAUUUCAAUAAGAUGUAUGUGUGUUUUGAGAUAGUGACUUUUCUUCUCGCGUUCAACUUCUACGAUUUGGUUCUUACUCAGGAUUCCUCCUGCUGCCACCAUGCUGAGGAGCUCUCACCAUGUUGGGAAGCAUGCGAUCAGCUCGCCACCAUAAAAAGUGAAUCCCGUUUGAAGCACCUACUACAGCGAUUACCAAGCUACUGCCCUGAGUCUAUGAAUGAGCUUUGGAUCUGCAUCAACUCCACACUACCUGGGUCGUCCAGGAAGUCUGAUGGUUGGGUGGGCCUGGGCUGCUGUGAGCUGGCCAUCUCGGCCGAGUGCCGCAGGGACUGCAAGCAGGCAUCAUCCAAGACCGACAUCACAAGAGUAUGCAAAAAAGACACAGAGAAACCACUGCACAGCUGUAUCACCAAAAAUGAGAUGGGCUCGUUGUGCUGCAGCUAUGCAGGAAGACACACCAACUGCAGAGAUUACUGCCAGGCCAUCUUCCGGACAGACUCCUCCCCCACCGUCUCGCAAAUCAAGGCUGUCAAGGAAUACUGCCAGAGCAUCAGCCCCGAGCUCAUUGGCUGUGUGGGCAACUACACCAAGUCCUACCCAAUCAGGAGCCCAAUAGACAGCCUGUACUGCUGCGACCGGGCCGAUGAGCCCCACUGCCAGGUGGCGUGCCGGCGGAUCCUGCGCACCAUGACGACAGAGCACGAGAUAAUGGAGGGCCUGAUCGAUGAGUGCGGCAGCCAGCCACUGCCCCAGGACCCGCUGUGGCAGUGCUUCCUGGGCAGCGCCCACCCCCCCACCAAGAGCGAGAUGGAGACCUCACCUACCGCCAAGAUGGACGGUGCCAAGCUGCACUGCUGCUACAAAGCCAAUACCUCACUGUGCCGGGAUAUGUGUCAGGAGAUCAGCACCAACUGGGGAACUCAAACGUGGCAGGAGUUUGACCAGAUGUGUGAGUACAGCCCCGUGGAGAAACCCCUGGUCACCUGUCUGGCCGACGUCAGGGAACCCUGCCAACUGGGAUGCAAGGACCUGGGCUACUGCACCAACUUCAACAACAGGCCCACAGAGCUGUUCCGUAGCUGUAACGUCCAAUCAGACCAAGGCGCCAUGAAUGACAUCAAGCUGUGGUCCAAUGGGACGAUCAAGAUGCCCUUUAUGAAUAUCCCCGUCCUGGACAUCAGGAAGUGUCGUCCGGAGAUGUGGAAGGCAGUGGCCUGCGCCCUGCAGAUCAAACCCUGCUACAGCAAGUCCCGCGGCAGCGUCAUCUGCAAGUCGGACUGUGUGGACAUCCUGACACAGUGUGGUGACCGCAGACGCUUCUACGAAGGACAGACGGCCGAGCGCAUCUGUGAGAUCCUGUCCCCCAUAGACGACCCUGAACGCUGUAUCCCCCUGGAGAGAUACCUCACUCCUAGCAACCUGGGUAAUAUCAUUGAGGAGGUCAUCCACCCGUGUAACCCCAACCCCUGUCCCAGCAACCAGCUGUGUGAGGUGAACAGGAAGGGCUGCCAGCCUGGACAGGAUUGCCUGCCUUACUUCUGUGUGCCUGGCUGUAAACUGGGUGAGGCCUCAGAGUUCCUGGUCCACGUCGAUGCCCGUAUCCAGGUGCCCAUGCGUAAUGGCCAGGCGGGCUGCUUCGAGGUUUGUACCUGCGGACAGAGUGGCAGGCUGGAGAACUGUGCCGAGAUGCCCUGCAUCGACACCUCCAAGACCUGCGUUGUUGGGGGCCAGAGAAAAAACCACGGGGCGUCCUUCAGGGUGGACUGCCACCCCUGCUCCUGCUUUGCUGGAGAAACCAUCUGCUCCACCCGCCAGUGUCUGAGUGCUGAAAGUUCAGACGAGGACCGUCGCCUAUUCACAGGGCUCCCGUGUGGCUGCCCUGACCGUUUUGUGCCGGUGUGUGCCCGUAACGGCCGCACCUACCCUAGUGCCUGUGUGGCCCGCUGCAUGGACUUCAAAGACGACCAGUUUGUGUUUGGCCACUGCCGCAGCAGUGACCCCUGCUCCCCCAGCCCCUGCCAGAGGAACCAGAGGUGUAUCACCAACCGUAGAGUGUGCCUUACAGACAUGGCUGACUACCCCUGUCCUCAGUUUGAGUGUGUGGGUCGCCCCUCAGGUUGUGACAAGAGCCACGUGGACCCAGCAUGUGACACAGACAACGUGGAACAUCCCAACCUCUGUCAGCUCCUCCUGAUGAGAAAGACCUUGGCCUAUAUGGGCCACUGUCAGGACGCCUGUAAAAGGGCUCGGCCCGUGUGCGGCCACAAUGGCGAAACAUACAACACGGUGUGCGAGGCCUACUCGGACCGCGUUGCCGUGGACUACCAGGGGCGGUGCCAUGCCGUGGGGGCGGUGGCAGAGUUUGCCUCUGACUCAGGCUGUGACAUGAUCCCCUGCCCCGCCCUGUCCACCCCGGGCUGCAUCCCUGUCACACCACCUGGCGCCUGCUGUCCUCUGUGCGCGGGCAUGCUGCAGAUCCUGUGGAACAAGGAGCAAAUGAAAGUCUUCGCUAAGUUGAACAGGAAGCAACCAGUGACGGUCCAUGACAUCUUGAGGAUCCUGCGUCUCCACAUCUCCGUGCCGCAGUGUGACAUCUUCGGUUACCUGAGCAUCGACUCAGAGAUCGUCAUCCUCAUCGUCCCCGUGGACCAGCAGCCAACCCCACUGCAGAUUGAAGCCUGCAGCAUGGAGGCGGAGAAGAUCGACUCACUCAUCAACUACGGCAGCCCCACCCUGGUCUCCCACGUGCCUCUGUCUGCUUUCCUCACCUCCGACGUCUCCAUCUCUACCAUCAGGUCCACGGGAUACCCCAGCUCCUCGGCCUCCUCCCUGCCCAUCUUCCUCUGCCUCGCCUUGGGCCUCGUCCUCAUUCUAGCUCCAGGCAUAGCCGAGGCCUAGCUAGUCCCCAGUAGCCAGCCACGCCCUGGUGGCACGAGGCCUGGUGUAUUGUGGACUAUUCUAAGGGACCCUCUCCCAGGUCAUUGCAUGGCAGGAAGCAUCAUCCUGUAAAAGCCUUGACAAUCAACCCUAUAAACUCUACUGCACAAGCGUCAAUCAUAGACGAGAAGCUAUGAGAUUCAUCUUGUUCCAAUGACAGAGGAGACACAAUCACAUUCCAGCUUUGGUUCCAUAGAACUCUCUAUAUAUUGUGACAGGGAGGAUUCGUUUUUUAUUACACAGUGUUUUGUAUCCAGUAGCUCUCUCCAUCUCUAAAGCUGUGUGUGUGUGUGUGUGUGUGUGUGUGUGUGUGUGUGUGUCCUCCUUACCUUUUCCCUCGCCCACUUCUCCUCUCCCUCUCCUCUCCUCCCCUCUCCCUCACCUCCCCUCUCCUUCUCCUCCCUUCUCCUCCCCUCUCCUUCUCCUCCCCUCUCCCUCUCCUCCCCUCUCCUCCCCUAACCUUCUCCUCCCCUCUCCUUCUCCUCCCCUCUCCCUCUCCCUCUCCCUCUCCCUCUCCCUCUCCCUCUCCCUCUCCCUCUCCUCCCCUCCCUCUCCUCCCCUCUCUAUCCAGGUUAUGAAUUUGUACUAUUGUAAAUAGAGAAGAAGUUGGGAGUUGCAGACUGAGACAAUCUGACCGUCAGACAGGUGGAAGACAAGCAUCCCCCCACUCUAUAAGCUGAAAAGACACAAAAAGGGAUUCCCGUUAUUCCUUUAGUGUAGAUAAGAUAUAUUUAAUAAAAUAACAGGAACAACAGCCAUGUUUUUAAUGAAAAUGACAAUCAUCACUUUACCCAGCACUGGGGUAAAACAAACGUGGGACAAUAUGCCUUGUAUAUAGUUCCCAUAGAAAGCAAAUGCAAUAACUCUGUAAUGUUGAUAAUAAUUAUUCUGAAAGAAUUCUAUAUUUGAUAUGGAUAAGACAUGGAUUGAAACGUGAUUCACUAUGUGCCUUUUUUAUUUUUUAUUUGAUGUUAUAUUCUUGCAUGAUGACAAUUUAUUUUUUAUCCAGAAUGUAUUGUAUUUGUCCUGUCCGUUUGAUUUGAUGAUGUUUCUAUGCCUACGCAACACGAAGUGUUGUCUCCGUCGUUCUACAGUAUUAUCGAGGCAGCUUUGAAGCAGCAAGGGUCUUUGUAGUAUUACACCUGUUUGUCUCUAAGAGUUUUUGUUUGUUUUGUUAUUUUUUUGUGAUAUCAAAUGCGUUCAUAUUGCCAAUGUUUAGAAAGAGUAGAGAUGUAGACACUUACGUAAUACUUUAAUCAUCACUCUAUUGCAUCAUUUUCUCGGGGCGGAGAUGCCAGUACUUUGCAAUGUGUAAAAUGCCAACAGAAUGCAUAUUUUAGGGAAUAUAAAAUCCUCCAAUCAAACAGA
Messenger RNA from Oncorhynchus masou masou (cherry salmon), 4446 nucleotides. Its product is annotated as reversion-inducing cysteine-rich protein with Kazal motifs-like. The record is from RefSeq and is a predicted model, not a curated record. Gene Ontology annotation, molecular function: metalloendopeptidase inhibitor activity; protein binding. The transcript is spliced from 21 exons. Bases 154 to 3039 code for a protein of 961 amino acids. Gene Ontology annotation, cellular component: plasma membrane. NCBI's taxonomy places the organism in Eukaryota, Metazoa, Chordata, Actinopteri, Salmoniformes, Salmonidae. Gene Ontology annotation, biological process: blood vessel maturation; sprouting angiogenesis; extracellular matrix organization.